Staurois parvus is the source of this 481-nucleotide messenger RNA. The record is from the annotation of a GenBank genome assembly. Lineage: Eukaryota; Metazoa; Chordata; Amphibia; Anura; Ranidae.
UUGAUGAUCAGUGUAGCCCCAGCAGUGCCACCUGUCAGUGUCCAUCAGUGCCUUGUGUCAGUGCUCAUCCAUGCCACCUGCCAGUGCCCAUCAGUGGCACACCAAUGCCACAUAUCAGUGCCUAUCAGUGCACAUCAAUGCCACAUAUCAGUGCCCAUCUGAGCUGCCUUUCAGUGUCACCCAUCAGUGCCACCUAUCAAUGCCAAUCAGUGUCACCUAUCAGUGCUGCCUAUCAGUGCCACCUAUCAGUGCCAGUCAGUGCCGCCUAUCAGUGCCAGUCAGUGCCGCAUAUCAGUGCCAGUCAGGGCUGCCUAACAGUGCCAGUCAUUGUGGCAAACUUGCUCAUCCUUUCAGUACCACCUAUCAGUGCUGCCUAUCAGUGCCAUAUGUCAGUACCAUGUAUCAGUGCUGCCUUUCAGUCCCCAUCAGUGAUGUCUGUCAAUGCCCAUCAGUGCCACCUACCAGUGCCUCCUCAUCAGUG